AUAAAAUCCUUUCCAUAUUUCAAUUUCUUCAAUCCUACAAGCUUUCCAAGACUUAAUCUUCAAGAAUCUAACCAUGGAGAGUACCGAUUCAUCAUCCGGGUCGCAGCACCCCCAGCUUCCGCCGGGUUUCCGGUUCCACCCCACCGAUGAAGAGCUUGUAGUUCAUUAUCUCAAAAAGAAGGCCGCUUCUGCUCCGCUUCCGGUUACCAUCAUCGCCGAGGUUGAUCUCUACAAGUUUGAUCCAUGGGAACUCCCAAGUAAGGCUACGUUUGGAGAGCAAGAGUGGUAUUUUUUCAGUCCAAGAGACCGGAAAUAUCCCAACGGAGCUAGGCCUAACAGAGCGGCAACUUCAGGGUAUUGGAAAGCGACUGGAACCGAUAAGCCUAUAUUAACAUCUAAUGGAGCUCAAAAGGUUGGUGUGAAGAAAGCACUGGUUUUUUAUGGUGGUAAGCCCCCAAAAGGGAUUAAAACCAAUUGGAUUAUGCAUGAAUAUCGCCUUGUAGACAAUAACAAUAACUCUAGUUCAAAACCGCCUGGUAUUGAUUCUGCUAACAAGAAAGGUUCUUUGAGGCUUGAUGAUUGGGUUUUAUGCCGGAUUUACAAGAAAAACAACUCGCAAAGACCUAUGGAGAGAGACAAAGAGGAUUCAAUGGAAGGGCUGUUUGCUAAUGCUACACAUGUAUUGCCAAUACAUCCAAAACCACCUUCAAAACCUACAAAUAGCUAUGCCUCAGUACUUGAAAAUGAAGAGAACUUUUUUGAAGGGAUAUUGACAGGUGGAGGUGAUGGCAUGCAAAACAGUUCCAUUUCUCAUCAUCAUCAUCAUCAUCAGUUGGCACCUUCUUCAAGCCCCAAGCCACAUAUAUCCAUGGCGUCUGCUUCUGGUUCAACUAAUUGUGAUGCUAAUUCUAGUAUUCCAGUAAAACGGAUACUACCAUCUCAGUACUGGAGUAAUGAAACUGGAUCAUCCAUGGCGGGUGGCGGUUCUUCAUCUGGGAAGCGUUUUCACGGCGAUCUUAAUAACAGCUGUAGCACUGCCACUGAAGAUAACAGCUCUUUUGUUUCUUUACUCAGUCAGAUUCCGCAGACUGCACCAUUUCAUCCCAAUACUUUUCUUGGCUCACUUGGUGAUGGCGUUUUGAGACAACAGUUUCAGCUUCCUAGCAUGAACUGGAACUCGUAAUUUAUAAUACUAUAUAUAAUAUUACGGCUUCAUUUCAUCGUAUACAUACAUAUAUACGUAUACACACAUUAUAUAUAUAAUACAUAUGCAUGUGCAGUGCUUGAGGCAGGAUAAACAAAAUCAAGAAAUUCCCAUUUCUUGUCUAAAUUUUUAGACCAGGCAAUUGUGUUUCAAGAUUUUAGUUAAAUUUCAGUGUAAGUAAUUAAUCAUCAUACAGGUGAGAUCUUAAUUCGCUAUAUCAUUACUUUCUGUUUUCUUUCAACAA
Messenger RNA from Jatropha curcas, 1448 nucleotides. RefSeq names its product NAC domain containing protein 25 (gene NAC025). NCBI's taxonomy places the organism in Eukaryota, Viridiplantae, Streptophyta, Magnoliopsida, Malpighiales, Euphorbiaceae. The record is from RefSeq and is a predicted model, not a curated record. Gene Ontology annotation, molecular function: DNA binding. Gene Ontology annotation, biological process: system development; regulation of DNA-templated transcription.